This is a messenger RNA of Umbelopsis ramanniana AG, 625 nucleotides long. RefSeq lists its product as uncharacterized. The transcript has 2 exons. NCBI's taxonomy places the organism in Eukaryota, Fungi, Mucoromycota, Umbelopsidomycetes, Umbelopsidales, Umbelopsidaceae. Gene Ontology annotation, cellular component: mitochondrial large ribosomal subunit. The record is from RefSeq and is a predicted model, not a curated record. Gene Ontology annotation, molecular function: structural constituent of ribosome. Bases 50 to 367 code for a protein of 105 amino acids.
AAACCUUUGAACCCGAAAACACAAUAAUAACUCGCAUUGUCUCCCAGUUAUGUUUGGUGCAUUCCGUUCAACCUUUGUCGCUCAGAGCGGUCUCCUCUGGAAAAAUCCCUUUAGAAUGUCGGCCACUCGUAAAGCUAACGUUCGCAAGAGACUGAAGGCUGUUGACGACGUGAUUGCAACUGUUUCGGCCUCAGGUGUUGAAUGCAAAGCAUUGGAUCAGGCUAUGCAAUUGCCGCGCGAAAGCGAAAUGCUCGCAAGAGACAAGUACUCUGUGUUCAGCCGCCACAGCAAGGGUCACCGCAAGUCCCUGCACAAGGUCCCCAAGUUCACCAAGAAGACCAUCCGCACCAGUCCUCCUGGUUUCUAGAUCGUAUUAUGUGUUACCAACUCACGUUCUUUUCAAUUCUUCUUCUUGAGAAUCUAAUUAUCCAAUUCAAACCUUCCAUACCACCUUGUAAUUUUCGUCACAACCACCAUCUCUCGACCCUAGAUUUUUUUUCUCUCUGAGACGUUAUUCUUUGUACAUUACAUCAGGAAAAAUUGAUAUAAACCAAAACAUAAACUUGACCUGCGUCAUUGCAUUGUCGUGUUUCGCACGCCUCGAUGUACGGCGGCGUACAGCAAA